AACAUGCUUAAUGCAUAUAUGGAGCGCACCAUUGAAUCUCUCGCUGAACUUCUUUCAUUUGUUUCUGUUUUUUACAAAACGACUGAUUCACAACUAUCUCAAGAGUUUGUUAGCCAAUCAGGAGGCGUCGAUUUCUGUCCUUCAAUAAACAAACAUCGAACAUUUCACGCCAGGGAAAUCCCAGAAAAUGGCAAACCAAUUCAAUCCCGCGUAGAGUCGUGUGUUGGAGUUUGAUCCCCUUCAUAUUCUGGGAGUGGAAACUAAAAAUCAUCCGCAAAGAUUUCGUAUUUGAUUUGAGAUUUAGAACACCUUUUCUACCGCAAACUAACUCACAGCGUGAGAAUGAAGGGAAUUCCUGAAAGCAAGUUAAUGGAAAUAGCUGACGACGUCGGAAACAGAGAUGCCAUGAAGAUAGGUUUAAGCGGAGGGCUGAGUCGACAUCAAGUCGAGAGUCUAGAUUCAGACUGCUACAAGGUUCUAACCAAAAUCAUGGCUAAUAUCACACCCAAAGAGCAGAAGAGAAAACUUCGUCAAAUACUGACUGACUGUAAUUAUACAGCAGCCGCGGACACACAUCUGCCUACACGUAAGAAGACUACCCCGAAAACCAAUCUGGCAAAGAAACGGGAACUGGACUCGCCUACUAUACCUACCGCGGACGCCACUCCAGCUAAAAAGAAACCAAGAGCAAAAUCCAAACUCGAAGCAGAGAAGAUGAAACUUAAACGGUUGAAAGCAGAUCAGGACGUUUUGCGUAAAAGGCAGAAGGAGAUAGAUAAAGAUAUUGACCAGAAUAGUAAGGAGUUAGAAAAGACUCAGAACGUUUUAAAGAAAUUGAUGGAGCAGGAAAUACAAGAUGAUAUGAAAAAAAUUGAGAAACGUAAAAAGGAGCUCGAUAAAUUGAGUUUACCUGGAGGAAGUACAUCUCAGAAGUCCACAUCCAAUACAAACUCAUAAUUUCCUUUAUACAUUUAUACUUGAUCCUGUAUUUCUAAAUAUUCCAUUAACUUCUGAUGCCUCACUUUCAGUAAUAAUGAUUGUAAUAAAUAAUUGUAAGUUUUGUUAUGACACUAUUACUAUUAGUUUUACACUUACAUAUAUAUGAAAUGAAUUGUCGUCAAAUUUAUCACACAUGACACAUCCACCCUACUGAUUUAUUUCAUUGAAUUUAUUCAUAGAAUUUUCCCCCGUUCCAACUCAACUAUAUUUCUUUUCUUUUUUCCACAUUGUAAUAACAGAUUAAACGACGAUAACAAAUGUUGUAAAUAGCUCUUACUUGAAUCUAAUGUGUUUCACAUGUUCCCACAUGCACCUCCCUGCUUCAAUUGCUUCGAUGUUUGUUUCUUUUUAAAUAUAUCUAAAUGUGUAUUGAUGACAUUUUAAUCUCUCGAAAGUCUCUGAAAACUUUUUGGCUCUAGGCAACUGCCUUCAUUUUAUAUGUUUAUCAUUCUGUAUUUGUUCUAGUAUUAGUAAGGAAACUGAAAUUGGGAGCGCUUUUUGCCAUUCGGGAAAAGUGUGUUAUAAAUAUUGGGUAUUGAUAAGAUGUAUUUUUAUUCAUUUCAUUUUUUUGUAAAUUGUAAACUAUCGACCGUUGAUGGGAGAGCCUUUAAUAUGAACUAGUGUCCUUUUGGCUUUUCCUGGUCAUGGGUCAAUGGGUCUUUUGAUGUUCGAAUAUUCAUGAUGACUCUGGAGAUGAAAAUAACUAUAUCUAGAUGAAUAAAGUUUAAAGUCAUAGAGCAAUAUGCUGAAAAUUUCAUCAGAAAUCUGAUAAGAAAGUUUAGUACAAGUUAAUUCAUUUUGUGUAAGUGCAUUUAUACCUUUUGUUCAAAUUUUGAUUUACACAAUUUCAAUUUUCAAUAAGUUCAAUAAAUGUACAUUAUUCAAUUACGACUCUAAAUUUAGAAACGCAAAUGAAAUACAUUGGUAUUCAAAAGUAUAAUCAAGUUUGUUUAUCUUGGCUUGCCGAACAUUGUAGUGUUGUUGUUCAAUUCAACACUCAGCAUGAAGGAGUGCAAUUUUGUGGUGGGGUUCACCAGCUUUAUAGCACAAAAUACCUGCAAUGUCGAAAUUUAUUUUAUCUUCAAUACGAAAAUUUUUAACCUUGAAAACUGGUUAGAUAAAGCCACAUUCAACCACAUUUAUACUUUUGAAUGUAUAUACGUGCAAAAUAUUUAGAUGUAAAUCGUAUUUUUAUGUAAAUUUGCAUUAUUAGUAUUCGGACUGCUACAUUGUUCAUGUGUGUAAUAGACUCAUAUUGAAUUGAAUUUUAAAAAUAGAGAAUUUACUGAAUUUGAAAAUUAAGAAAGAUUUCGUGAAAACACUUUCGUGCUCGCCAGUACGAAUAUUCUUGAAGGUGGGCUGAUCAUAUUACUUAGCGUUAAUUCUUUAACUUAGACUUGUUAUAUAUUCUUUAAAUCAUCUUCAUUCGUCGAAUAAGUAAUAAUAAUUAUGAUAUAUUGAUAUCUAUGAUAACAAUAAUAGUAAUGAUAAUAAUAGCAAUGGUACUUUCAUGAACACUUUGUUUCAUUGUUUUCGUCUCCUUACAAUGAGAUGCUGGAGAAUGAUUGAGCUUGACCAUGUUGGCAUUUCAUUCAUUUUGAAAGAUCGAAAGUUUAAAGGUCAAGUCCGCCCCAGAACAAUAUUGAUUUGAAUAAAAAGAAAAUAAUUAAAACAAGCACAACACUAAAAAAAAAUCAUCAAAAUGUAAAAUAAGAAAGUUAGGGCAUUUUAGAAUUUCGUUUUUUUUUCACAAAAUAAUUAUAAACUCAACUCAGUGACAGGGAGUGACAGAGUCGAUGAUGUCCCUCACUCACUACUGUAUAUUUUUUUAUCAUUGCUUGAAUUUUAUAUUUUGUUUCUUUUUUAACGAUGUGACAUUUAUUUAAAGACCGACUUGACUGAACCAUAAAAUGUUGAACAAUGAAAAUUCUACAUUUUCAGGGAAGAAAGAAAGAAUGUUUUAUAUGAUAAAUUACAAAAGAAGUAGUGAGUGGGUGACGUCAUCAGUCACCUCAUUUGCAUACUCAUCAAAAUGUGCAUAUAACAAUAGAGUGAAAUUAAGAAAAAAAAAUUCAAAAUGUUAUAACUUUCUUAUUUGACAUAUUUUAAUGAAAUUUCCAGUGUAAUGUUUGUUAGAUUUUUUCUCUUUUUAUUCAUGUCAACUUUUUUGGGGGUGGACUUGUCUUUUAAGACACUCAGAGAAAGAAUGAAUGUGCGGGUAUUAAAUAAAGCAUAGACUUAUAAUAGCACCGGACGCUCUUCCGUCGCGCGAGCUACCAGAGAAGAGGAGUAUCAAUUCAUAUACCGUGUGAGUAAAAAAAAAUGACACCCCCUUCCCCAAUCCCCGAUUGAAGAAUAAAAUAUAUCAUGAAGACAUAAUCAUUACGUAUGGCUGAAAAUGGUACCUUCUCCCAAUUAAUUUGAUGCCAUAUUUGUGAGAUAUGCACUCACCCUUCGAUAAUCAGUAGGCAUUCUUUGCAUUGGUGUCAAUUUUGAUUUGCGCCACAGAAGAGCACGGCUGCAAUUAAUGAAUCCAGAUGUUGGGGUCCGACCACUUGACCGAAAGUCCGCGAGGCUGAGGGUCCGCUAGACCGAGGGUCCGCGAGACCGAAGACCCGCGAGACCGAAGGCCCGCGAGACCGACUUUUUUCCCUUCAUCGGUUGCCGCGGUCGAGUGCUUUAAGACGCCUCGUUGCAGCGGCGUAACAGGUGCCUGUUAUCGGGAAGGGGGGCCAAAUAAUUCCCGGUAACUAAAUAGAAUCAGUAGCGUUGCUAGGAUUUCAUUUUAGGGGGCGGUGGUGAGCACGCGAAUCGCGCGAAACACGUACUGCGCGCACGAAACGUCUCUGGGGGGGGGUGCAGGGAGGGGAUGUUUCUGCUAUAAACUAACGAUGCCUUAUUUCACUGACUCUACUUAAUCAUUAACUCUACUCAUUUAACGUUUAUUUUUAUGGUAAUUCUGCUUCAUUAUCUUGUGCAUUUAAUGUUUAACAAGAAAACUGGAAAUAUUAUGGAAAUACAAACACCUGGAACAUUGAACCUUCAUUAUGGGCAAUCCUAUCUUAGCUUUUUUUUUUCAUUUAAACAGAAUAAUAAGAAGAACAAGAAGGUGAAAGAAAAGAACGUACAUUAAUACCUGUCCUCGGGAGAAUGGUCCUUCGGGGGAGUUUUCAUUGGGGAGUUAUCAUGGGGCAGUCGCCCUCCGGAGGAGUAGUCCUCUCGGGGAGUUCUACUAAAACCCGUUUUUUAUUGGUGUUGUUACUAUUUUUGUUAUCAUGAUAUCAGCAGCUGCAGCAGUAGUAGAAGGAGAAGUCGUAGUAGUAGUAGUUGUUGUUGUAGUAGUUGUAGUAGUCGUAUUCAUAUUCGUAGUAGUAGUAGUAGUAGCAGUAGUAGUAGUAGUAGUAGUAGUAGUAGUAUUAGCAGUUAUAUUAUUACCGUUGUUUUUAUCAUUAUAAUUAUUAUUAUUACUAUCAUUUAAAUUGUUAACAUUAUUUGGCAUUUUUGUUUUGCUUUGUUUUGUUUCAUUUUGUCUCCUUUGUUUUAUUCAUCACUUUAGUUUAUUCAAUUAAUUUUUAAAACCGACACUCCAAAUAAAUGGAUGAAUAU
Molecule: messenger RNA, 4605 nt
Organism: Lytechinus pictus (painted urchin)
Lineage: Eukaryota; Metazoa; Echinodermata; Echinoidea; Temnopleuroida; Toxopneustidae
Exons: 3
Coding region: 343-957 (204 amino acids)
Source: RefSeq, a predicted model, not a curated record